AGAAAGGCUUACUGCAAGAGGCCCCAGGGCAUUAUCAUUUCCUUCUUUCACUCAGUCUAGAUUGCUGGCAAAUCCCAAGGACCCUCUGGGACUGGGGCCUGGGUCCACGGGUCCCUCCGGCAGCUUGAGAGAUGAAGAAUUCCUGCAUCACCCUAAUGAGGCUGCUGUUGUCUGGGCCCUUUCUCUUCGCCCCUGCCUCAAGCUACAACCUGGACGUGUUGCAUGCGCAAAACUUCUCCUCCCAAGACGCCGGGAGGCAUUUUGGGUACCGUGUCCUGCAGGUUGGAAACGGGGUUGUUGUAGGAGCUCCAGGUGAGGGGAACAACGUGGGAAAUCUCUACCAGUGCCAGCCAGACACUGGACACUGCCUACCAGUCAGCCUGAGUGGUUCCAACUAUACUUCCAAGUACUUGGGAAUGACCUUGGCGACAGACCCCAUAAGUGGAAGCCUUUUGGCCUGUGACCCUGGGCUGUCUCGGGCAUGUGACCAGAAUAUCUAUCUAAGUGGCCAGUGUUACCUCUUCCACCAGAAUCUGGGGAGCCCUGUGCAUCAAGGACGCCCUGGUUAUCAGGAAUGUAUAAAGGGCAACGUAGACCUGGUGUUUCUGUUUGAUGGCUCAAGGAGCAUGCAGCCAGAUGAAUUUCAGAAAAUUGUGGACUUCAUGAAGGAUGUGAUGAAGAAACUCAGCAACACGUCCUACCAGUUUGCUGCUGUUCAGUUUUCCACAACCUACAAAACAGAAUUUAAUUUCUUGGAUUAUGUUGGGCAGAAGGACCCUGAUACCCUGCUGGCCAAAGUAAAACACAUGGCGCAGUUGACCAACACCUUUGGUGCUAUCAACUAUGUCGCGACAAAGGUGUUUCAGCAGAAGCUGGGGGCCCGGCCAGAUGCCACCAAAGUGCUCAUCAUCAUCACAGACGGGGAAGCCACUGACAAAGGCAGCAUUGAUGUAGCCAAAGACAUCAUCCGCUACAUCAUUGGGAUUGGGAAGCAUUUUCAGAAACAGGAAAGUCAGGAGACACUCCACGAAUUUGCCUCGAAACCCACGAAGGAGUUUGUAAAGAUUUUGGACACGUUCGAGAAGCUUAAAGGUCUAUUCACUGAGCUGCAAAAGAAGAUCUAUGUCAUUGAGGGCACAAGCAAACAGGAUCUGACAUCCUUCAACAUGGAGCUGUCCUCCAGCGGGAUCAGCGCUGACCUCAACCACAACCGUGGAGUUGUGGGGGCAGUUGGAGCCAAGGACUGGACUGGGGGCUUUCUAGACCUGAAGGCAGACCUGCAGGAAGACAUAUUUGUUGGGAAGGAGCCACUGACACAGGAAGCAAGAACAGGAUACUUGGGUUACACGGUGACCUGGCUGCCCUCCCGGAGACACACAUCACUGCUGGCAGCUGGAGCCCCCCGGUACCAGCACACGGGGCAGGUGCUGCUGUUCCAAGCGCCAAAUGGCGGAGGACGCUGGAGCCAGUUCCAGAAAAUAGACGGGGCCCAGAUCGGCUCUUAUUUUGGUGGGGAGCUUUGUGGCAUCGACAUGGACCAAGAUGGGGAGACGGAGCUGUUGCUUAUUGGAGCCCCCCUGUUCUAUGGGGAGCAGAGAGGAGGCCGGGUGUUUGUCUACCAUAGAAAACAGGUGGGGUUUGAAGAGGUCUCAGAACUUCAGGGGGAUCCUGGGUACCCCCUUGGGCGGUUUGGAGCAGCCAUCACUGCCCUGACGGACAUCAAUGGGGAUAGGCUGAUGGACGUGGCUGUGGGAGCCCCACUGGAGGACCAGGGGGCUCUGUACAUCUUCAAUGGGCGGCGUGGUGGGCUCAGCUCCCGACCUAGCCAGCGGAUAAAAGGGAACCAGGUGUUCUCAGGAAUUCGGUGGUUUGGACGCUCCAUCCACGGGGUGAAGGACCUUGGAGGUGAUGGCUUGACAGAUGUGGCUGUAGGGGCUGAGGGUCAGGUGAUCAUACUGAGCUCCCGGCCUGUGGUGGAUAUCAUCACCAGGAUGGCUUUCUCCCCGGCUGAGAUCCCAGUGCAUGAAGUGGACUGCUCCUACUCAGCCAGUAACAGGAAGAAGGAAGGGGUGAACAUCACCAUCUGCUUCCAAGUCAAGCCUCUUCUUCCCCAGUUCCAAAGGCCCCUGGUUGCCAAUCUCACCUAUACCCUGCAGCUGGACGGCCAUCGGACCAGAAGCCGGGGGCUGUUCCCGGGAGGAAAACAUGAGCUCAGCGGGAACACAGCUGUCACCUCCAGGGAGUCCUGCUCUGAGUUCUGGUUUCACUUCCCAGUAUGCAUUCAAGACCUCAUCUCUCCCGUCAAUGUCUCCCUAAAUUUCUCUCUUUGGGAGGAAGAAGGGACACCGAGGGACCACAGGGUGCAGGGCAAGGACGUACAGCCCAUCCUGAGACCCAUACCACACUCGGAGACUAAGGAGAUCCCUUUUGAGAAGAAUUGCGGUGAGGACAAGAAAUGCGAGGCCAACCUGGAGCUGUUCCCCUCCGAAAGAUCCACAGUCCUGCGUCUGAUCUCCUCAGCCAGCCUCUCUGUGGAGCUGACACUGAGUAAUGUGGCAGAAGACGCCUAUUGGGUCCAUCUGGGCCUGAGCUACCCCCAGGGACUCUCCUUCCGCAAAGUGGAGAUGCUCAAGCCCCACAGCCAGAUGCCUGUGAGCUGCGAAGAGCUUCCUAAAGAGUCCAGACUUCUUACCAGUGCCCUUUCUUGCAAUGUGAGCUCUCCGAUCUUUAAAGCAGGCAGCUCGGUGGUUAUCCAGGUGAUGUUUCAUACGCUGCUGAACAGCUCCUGGGGAGACUUUGUCGAGCUGCAGGCCAACGUGAGCUGUGACAAUGAGGACUCAGGCCUCCUGGAUAACAACAUGGCCAUCACCAGAAUCCCAGUCCUGUACCCCAUCAAUAUCCUCAUCGAGGACCAGGGAAACUCCACGCUCUACAUCAAUUUCAAGCCUAAAGGUCCCAAGAUUCAGCAUGUCAAGCACAUCUACCAGGUGAGGAUUACACCUUCUAUUCAUGACCACGAUCUGCCCGCCCUGGAGGCCUUGGUUGCGGUGCCACAGUGUCACAGCAAGGGGCCCCUCACAUGCAAUUGGAGCGUGGAGAUGGAGCCCCCUGUCACCUGCCAUCCUGAGGUACUGAAGAGGUUGCCCAGUGCUGCUGAGCCCUGCCUCCCUGGAGCUGAGUUCCGCUGCCCUGUUGUCUUCAAAGAGGAGUCCCUCAUCCAAGUAAAUGGAAUAGUCGAGCUCACGGGAGAGAUUGAGGGUCCCUCCAUGUUCAGCCUCUGCAGCUCCCUCUCCAUCUCCUUCAACAGCAGCAAGCAUUUCCACCUCUACGGCAGCAAUGCCUCCCUGGCCCAGGUCGUCAUGAAAGUUGAUGUUGUAUAUGAGAAGGAGAUGCUCCAAGUCUAUGCGCUGAGUGGCAUCGGGGGGCUUCUAUUGCUGCUGCUGAUUUUCGUGGUGCUAUACAAGAUUGGCUUCUUCAAACGGAACCUGAAGGAAAAGAUGGAGGCUGAUGCAGGUGCCCGAAAUGGAAUUCCUGGAGAAGGCUCUGAGAAGCCAGAGUCUGGGGAAGAGGCAGCGGAUGUGGGCUGCCUGGAGCCCCUCCAAGGGGAGGAGGGCCAGAAUGGAGAGGCAGACUGAGGCCCAGGCCUAAUGCACAGAGGAUCCGGGGCUGGACUCUAGAUGCCUGGGGCUGGUCUACCUUGACCUGCAUUUCAUCGUGUGUCCUCAGGCAAGUCAUUGCCCCUCCGUAGGUCUCAGUGUCCCUAUCUCAAACAUGGAGCUCAUUCCCGCCUGCCUCCUUUGAAGGCUCAUGAUGAGGAUAGGCUGAGGGACAGGCCAGGAAGGCUACAGAGGUGAGGCCUUGUAACUGUCCAAUCAUCUUGGCUUCCACAGCCACUUCUGGUCUCCUUUCCAGGAGAAAUGUGUGAUUUAAAUUUGGAGAAACUGUAAUCUCAGGACCUGGUGACACUUCUGGCCCUCCAUUCACCUGACCUUGGCUGUCCACAGAUGCCUCAGACUCCUACACUGAACUCUCCUGCACUGUCUCCUGCCUGGAGUCCAAUCAGCUUUCCAUUCUUCUGCUAGAGAGUGAAAUCUGAUCUGUGUCACUACGUUGCUGUGGCCAGCCUCUUGCUGUUUGGCGAAAGCCUACGUUCCUUAAUAUGCCUUCCAAGGCCUUGCAAAGGUGGGCUCCUGUUUCCCUCCACAGCGUCCUCUGGAGAUACCCCUCCUCCCUUUCUAAGCUCCAGCUCCACUAGCCCUUCUCAAGUGCUAAGCUCCCUCCUGUCUCACUCCCACAUUGCUCCCUCUGUCUGGAGCACACCCCCCACCCCCCACUUUUCCUGGCAAGCCCUCACCGUCCAGAUCUCAGCUCCUGCAUCGCUUCCUUCCACCCCAACUUCCUUGGGUUCUCAUAUUAUACACUCUUUUAAUGGCCUCCACUUGUCCUUCAUCACAUGCAUCAUAUUCGAAUUAACUGUUAGAUGAUUUACUUACUUCUGGCUGUCAAAAUGAACUCCAUGAGGGUAGGGACCUUGUUCUUGUUCACCUUGGGAUUCCUGGUCUUGUCACAGGGCCAAGCACACAGUAGGUGCUUGACACAAUUCCAUUGAAUUAAUGAGGGAGCCUGUGGGCAGAUGUAGAAAAAAAUUUGAAUGGACUUAUGGCAAUGCAUCCUUCAAGGCUCAGCCUUCCUCACCUUCCUCACACCCCUGGCUCCACAGCCUCUUCCGGGACUCCAUCACGCCAUGCACAGUGGCCCCCGUGAGACUAUGGACUCAAGGGUGGGGACAUGCCUGUUUGCCUGGAUCCCCAGCACCAAGCACAGUGCCUGCAUAUAUUUUACCCAAUAAAUGUGACAUUCUCUCCAA
Molecule: messenger RNA, 4867 nt
Organism: Loxodonta africana (African savanna elephant)
Lineage: Eukaryota; Metazoa; Chordata; Mammalia; Proboscidea; Elephantidae
Gene: ITGAL
Product: integrin subunit alpha L
Exons: 31
Coding region: 132-3635 (1167 amino acids)
Biological process (GO): cell adhesion mediated by integrin; cell-cell adhesion; integrin-mediated signaling pathway
Cellular component (GO): external side of plasma membrane; integrin complex
Molecular function (GO): integrin binding
Source: RefSeq, a predicted model, not a curated record